Anolis sagrei ordinatus is the source of this 1487-nucleotide messenger RNA. It is a transcript of the gene NMNAT1, whose product is annotated as nicotinamide nucleotide adenylyltransferase 1. NCBI's taxonomy places the organism in Eukaryota, Metazoa, Chordata, Lepidosauria, Squamata, Anolidae. Gene Ontology annotation, biological process: NAD+ biosynthetic process. Gene Ontology annotation, cellular component: nucleus. Gene Ontology annotation, molecular function: nicotinamide-nucleotide adenylyltransferase activity; nicotinate-nucleotide adenylyltransferase activity. The record is from RefSeq and is a predicted model, not a curated record.
CAGCCGCUUGAGCCGCGGUGUUCAGUUCCGGGCCUAGACUGCUUUCGAUUUUGAAUCUCUCAGCAUGUGAUUCCGCCAACUCUUUUCGUCUUCACCAAAGGCCCAUGGAGAAUUCGGACACCAAAACUGAGGUGGUCCUUCUGGCCUGCGGGUCUUUCAACCCCAUCACCAACAUGCACCUCCGGCUCUUUGAAUUGGCGAAGGAUCACUUGCACGAAACAGGGAAGUACAAAGUAGUGAAAGGCAUCAUUUCCCCCGUGGGGGACGGAUAUAAGAAGAAAGGCCUGAUUGGCGCUAAGCACCGCGUGGCCAUGGCAAAGCUGGCAACGGAGAGCUCCGACUGGGUGGAAGUGGACGACUGGGAGAGCAGCCAGAAGGAAUGGCAGGAGACCAUCAAAGUCCUCCGGCAUCACCAGCAGAAGGUGAAGCAUUCGUGUCUCGCAAAGAGUUUUGACAACGUCGCUCCUCUGAACAAAGCAGGACGGAAAAGGAAGCGGGAGGCAAGCGGCCAACAGAGAAAUCAGGCGCAGACAAAAGCAAUCCCUCACCUGAUGAUGUUGUGUGGGGCUGAUGUCCUGGAAUCUUUCCGCAUCCCUAAUCUCUGGAAACCAGAAGACAUGGCAGAAAUUGUUGCCGAGUACGGUGUGGUCUGCGUCUCCCGAGUUGGGAACGUCGCCCCGAAAUUCAUCUACGAAUCCGACCUGUUGUGGAAGCACAAGGCGAACAUCCACCUGGUGGAAGAAUGGGUCGCCAACGACAUCUCGGCCACCAAGAUCCGGAGAGCGCUGAGGAGGGGCCAGAGCGUCCGGUAUCUGGUCCCAGAUGCCGUUCUGACCUACAUCGAGCAACACAACUUAUAUACCGCGGAAAGCGAAGAGCAGAAUAUGGGGGUGGUCCUGGCCCCUUUGCAGAAAUACGCAAAGGAGGCCACCAAAAAUUGAAUAGUCCUCUGUAGGCCCAGUCCCAGACCAGACCUCGUCAAGCUGUGGCACUUCCGGUGUUUUGGACUUCAUCUCCCAGAGCAUUGGAGAAGCAGGUUAAGGAUUCUGGGAGUUGGGGGCCCCAACAUCUGGAGGGCCACAGCCUUGGAUAUAGUGUGGACUAAACCCCAGAGAAGGGAAGCUGGUGCCUUAUUCUCUCCUAAAGAAAGUAGAAGGCUCUCUCCGAUCAUUUGAGGCUGCUUGCUUAGCUCUCGAGAUGUUAUCCCACUCUCUUUAUGGGAUGCUGGGGUAGGUGAUGCUCAAAAGAGGUCAGGGAAUGUGACGAGCGCCCCAUUUCGGGAUGCGACUGUUACAUAAAGUAUUCUGCUUUGGAGGAUAUGGGAAUGGCCGCUGCUCUACUGGUUCAUAUUGCCUUCCACGGGAUGGCCGCUUAAGUGUCUUAUGAUCCCAAGUGCUAAAAUGGUCUUCAGAGGUGUUGACCAUCAGUGUGAGUGUUGAUUGCUAAGCUGUGAAAGAAGCUCUCUCAGAAUAUUUUGGAAUGCUGCA